This is a messenger RNA of Ipomoea triloba (trilobed morning glory), 1291 nucleotides long. Its product is annotated as F-box/kelch-repeat protein At1g57790-like. The record is from RefSeq and is a predicted model, not a curated record. Lineage: Eukaryota; Viridiplantae; Streptophyta; Magnoliopsida; Solanales; Convolvulaceae. Bases 126 to 1136 code for a protein of 336 amino acids. Gene Ontology annotation, molecular function: protein binding. The transcript has 2 exons.
GUAUAACUAAAAGUGGACUCUAAACUCUCUCGACGUUUGCAUAAAAAGUGGCCUCUUUAUCGCUGCGUGGAGUUACUUAUCUAUCCACCGCUUGGGUUUAGCGCACGAUUGUCUUCUCCGUCAAGAUGAAUCCUCCUUCUCCUAGUAAAUGCCCUAGGCAUGAUACCAGGAAGGUUGUGGUUGUGGUUGAUGAUGCUAAAGAAUUAGAGAGGAGAUGGUCAGAUUUACCUCCUGAACUGCUGUCAAAGAUUGCAAAUUGCUUGGAAUUUUUUGAUCUUCUGCGCUUUCGUUUCGUCUGUAAAGAUUGGCGGUCUGCUUCUUCGACAGCUUCGGCUUCUGUGGAGUCUACCCCGGGGAGACAGCCAUGUUUCCUGCUCCAUGGGGACAGUGCAGAGAAUUGCAUUCUCUACAGUCAAGUAGAGAAGAGGAAGUAUACUAUUAACAUUCCUGAGUUGAGAGAAGCGACUUGCCUUGCUUCGAAUCAGGGAUGGCUGCUGCUGUUCCAGCAGGGGGUGAUAUUCUUCUUCUGCCCGUUUUCUGGUUCGAGGAUUGAUCUGCCUGUGUUCCCACAGGCGGAAUUUUCGGGGCAUGUUGGUGCUUUUUCGUCCCCUCCGACUUCUCCAGACUGCACUGUGGCUGUGAUCUGCAGGAAGAGUGAGCACAGGCUUGAGAUAAAUGUGCUGGACAGGAAAUCUAGCGUGUGGACUAAACAUGAGUAUUCUCAUUUUCGUGGGGGUUUCCGGACUAUAAAAUGUGCUACGUGUCAUAAUGGUGUGUUCUACUUUGUUGAUGAUACACAGAUGGCGUUGACGUUCUCUGCUGGGCCGAGGAGCUGGAAGAUGUAUCGGAUUGUGGACAGCAGCGAAGAGACCGAGGCUGAGGCUGAUCCUCUGCCGUUUGCUCAUAUGGACAGGUAUUUCAGUACGAGUGAGCUGAAGAAAAAUAUGGAACUCGGGGACCAUGUUUCCAUCGUUACCUGUGCAGCUUCUUUGCCGGGAUCCAGGUAUGAAAUUGUUAUCAAUAAUGAAAGCAUUGAUGGCGAUGCUAUGGAAGGUGCUGAGAUGCAACAGCUCAAAGGGAUUUGGAUCCAACCCAGGUUCUUUCAGAUUCCUCCUCAGUAUACCUGGUCGCUCUGAGACACUGUUAGCUAGCAUGUCUCUUUCUCUUUCCAUUGAUAAUCUAGUUAUGCAAGACUCAAAUGUAGCAAAUUCAAUACUUAGUUUUUGUUAUUUGGUUCGUUUCAAAACCUUGGUAAAUUGAUGCUAUUUUGCAUUUUAUUUCUCGAUACAAA